AUGGCUAUGACGAUCAGAAAGUCGUACGGCGCCUACUCAAAGAUGGACAAGGAAGAUCCCGAAGAGGCAAAUCAUCGACGGGCGCAGUUCUUGAUCUACAAAGUGAUGCAGCAAGUAGAAAUGCGGCGGAGGCCUUCGAAUUUGAGGAUUCGGGUACGUAAACUGAAGCUGAAGAUUGGGAGGAGAUUAAAGAAGUUGAGGAAGAGCAUGCUUCUAAGCAUAUCUGCUGCCAGGGUUUGCGUUUAUAAGCAAGUUUUUAAUCAAUUAAAAACUUGCAAGACCUUGUUUGGCCGCGGAGAUCAGGGAAAUAUAAACGCCACUCUUCCAGCUUUGUUCACCUGA
Messenger RNA from Malus domestica (apple), 342 nucleotides. RefSeq lists its product as uncharacterized. NCBI's taxonomy places the organism in Eukaryota, Viridiplantae, Streptophyta, Magnoliopsida, Rosales, Rosaceae. The record is from RefSeq and is a predicted model, not a curated record.